Messenger RNA from Cydia strobilella, 399 nucleotides. RefSeq lists its product as uncharacterized. The transcript has a single exon. The record is from RefSeq and is a predicted model, not a curated record. Lineage: Eukaryota; Metazoa; Arthropoda; Insecta; Lepidoptera; Tortricidae. Bases 1 to 399 code for a protein of 132 amino acids.
AUGGCGCCGGAAAACCCCCCCACCCAAAGGGGGGUGGUACGACCGCAGCCGGCGAAGGAGCCCAGUACCGCUGCGAAAAAGAAGCCUGCAAAGAUUGCCACCACAAAAUCAGCGUCUACACAAACGACGUCUGCCCCGACACCUUCAACAGCGCCGGCACCAGCCCCCGAAACUGCCGCACGCACCACGCCGCCGCCAGCCCCAGCAGCACCCACCUACUUCGACGCCCUCGUCCUAGAGGUCUUAAGCAUGCCGGUCGGACCCAGAAGCCCCAGACGCGUCACGCCGCCGCCAGCGCCAGCACCCAUCUACCGCACGCCCCCGGCUGCCGACCUCUUCGACGACCUCGUUGCGGUCUUGAACAGCCCGGAUGGACCUAGAAGCCCCAAACACACUUAA